Molecule: messenger RNA, 1722 nt
Organism: Neltuma alba
Lineage: Eukaryota; Viridiplantae; Streptophyta; Magnoliopsida; Fabales; Fabaceae
Exons: 3
Coding region: 248-1282 (344 amino acids)
Biological process (GO): negative gravitropism; response to red or far red light
Source: RefSeq, a predicted model, not a curated record
AGAGAGGGAGAGAGAGAAAGAGGGAAAUAGAAACUGAAAAGCAAAAAGGGAAGGGGGGCAAGGAAGCACCAACUGAUUAUCUUCAGAUUUUUGGUUCGGAUUGCCUUCUUUUUCCAUAAGCAAGGGGAAACGCGUGCCGCUUGGAACAGCACGAUUCAACUCCGACCAGGGACGAUCCUCGCUUCUCAUCCAAGCACGCCUCCUAUUUCCCCUUCCUCCCAUUCUCUCGUCCUCAAUUCCCUCGUCAAUGGCUGCAAAUGAAGACAUUGACAUGCCAGCUUUGAAGCCUGAGCCGAGCCAAACUGAUGAAUUGUGGAAGCAGGACAUGGAAAGAAACCAGUCUCAACUGGAUAUCCUGCAAGAAAAAGUCAUGGAGGUUAAGGCCUGCAUACAGGGUUCGGAGGAAGAUGCAAAAAAGGAGUUAGAUGUUCUUUGGCGGAGAGUCAAAACUACUGCUACAUUAUUGACCUAUUUAAAAUCCAAGGCUAGAAUCAUGGCUGUUCCUCAUUUAGCCCACACAUCUUGUGGUAUCAAACAACUAGAGGGGGUAGGGCUUGUGGACAAAAAUGGGAUACCGUUAUCAGGUUGGUCCAGGAAUGUUGAUGUUUCUUCAUUUGACAGUCCAGAUGAAGAGUCAUGGAUAGGAAUGAACCGGCAGCAUGGUUUGGUAGAUGAACAAGAUGCAGCUUAUAUAGGUGAGAUACUGAAGUCCAUUCAGAUGGUUGCAGAUGUUAUGGAAAUCCUUGUGAAGAGGGUUUUGUUGGCGGAAUCUGAAACUGCAAUUGAGAAGGAAAAAGUCACUUUAGGUCAGGAGGAAAUUAAGAGGAAGUCUGCCCAGUUAGAGAAUAUGUCUAUUAAAUUAGAGGAGAUGGAACGCUUUGCUCUGGGCACAAAUAGUAUUUUGAAUGAAAUGCGGCAAAGGGUUGAGGAUUUGGUGGAAGAAACAACCAGACAGCGACAGCGAGCUUCUGAAAAUGAGCAGGAGCUCAGUAGAGUGAAACGGGACUUUGAAUCUUUGAAAUCAUAUGUUAGCAGUUUAAUAUCUGUGAGAGAAACCUUACUUUCAUCGGAGAAGCAAUUUCAAAGUAUUGAGAGGCUGUUUGAACGGCUGGUUGAGAAGACUACACAAUUGGAGGGUGAGAAAAUGCAGAAAGAGGCUGAAGUUCAGAGACUCAUGGAAGAGAAUGUGAGGUUGAGUUCUCUGCUUGACAAGAAAGAGGCCCAGCUUCUGGCAUUGAAUGAACAAUGCAAGGUAAUGGCCUUGAGCGCUUCGAACAUGUAGAUGCUGUGAUACCUUACUGAUUGUUUGCAUGAUAUGCGCCCCUGCUUAUCGUGGGACUGUGGGAGGCAUCCAAGAGGAGUUUUCCUGGGUAAUGCAAUGCACUUGUCAUCAUGAUUGAAGUCCUCUCGUCCCGAAGGAGCAGCAGUGAACGGCUACUUACUCAUCUCUUGUGCCUUUGUUUUACUCUCUGGUGCCAUCAUUGUGCCUUUUUGUUGGAAUUCAUCGUCAAAGACAAUAUGUACUCGAAGCGAAACUGCGAAAACUUGGCUUGCUCUUUUAUGAAAGGACAAAAAAGAAAAAGGAUUUAAGUUGUCUAUAUUUGCAACAAAUGUUGAAGACCGCGUCGUGGAUCGCCGUCAUGUUGAUAUCAUAAUUAUUGCUUGUGAGUGAACGAACAAUCUUUUAUCUUUCAAUUGUUGAGUUUAUCGAGUUUUUAGAUU